Molecule: messenger RNA, 1898 nt
Organism: Cercocebus atys (sooty mangabey)
Lineage: Eukaryota; Metazoa; Chordata; Mammalia; Primates; Cercopithecidae
Product: chromosome unknown open reading frame, human C18orf32
Exons: 3
Coding region: 124-354 (76 amino acids)
Biological process (GO): positive regulation of canonical NF-kappaB signal transduction
Source: RefSeq, a predicted model, not a curated record
CUCCUGACCUCAAGUGAUCCACCUGCUUUGGCUUCCCAAAGUGCUGGGAUUACAGACGUCAGCCACCACUCCCGGCCUGAAAAUAAGAAAUCUUAACAUGUUGAAGAGCUCAAGCUCGGGAAAAUGGUGUGCAUUCCUUGUAUCGUCAUUCCAGUUCUGCUCUGGAUCUACAAAAAAUUCCUGGAGCCAUACAUAUACCCUCUGAUUUCCCCCUUUGUUGGCCGUAUAUGGCCUAAGAAAGCAAUACAAGAGUCCAACGAUCCAAACAAAGGCAAAGUGGACUGUAAGGGUGCAGACAUGAAUGGAUUACCAACAAAAGGACCAACAGAAAUCUCUGAUAAAAAGAAAGACUAAAGCAGUUUUCCUAAAGGACCUCAUCAGUUAAAAAAUGGACCUGAUAAUAUGAAACAUCUUCCUUGUAACUGUCUCUGACCUUUUUAUCUGAGACCGGAAUUCAGGAUAGGAGUCUAGAUAUUUACCUGAUAAUAAUCAGGAAAUACAUGAUAUCUGUAUUUAAAGUGUAGUUAGUUAUAUUUAAUGACCUCAUUCCUAAGUUCCUUUUUCAUUAAUGUAGCUUUCAUUUGUUAUUGCUGUUUGAAUAAUAUGAUUAAAUAGAAGGUUUGUGCCAGUAGACAUUAUGUUACUAAAUCAGCACUUUAAAAUACUUGGUUCUCUAUCUAAUUCAUAGGAAUUUGACUGCUGUUUGCUCUACUUUCUUUGGGCUCUUCUAAUUUGAGUGGAGUACAAUUUUAUUGUGAAACAGUCCGGUGAAACUGCAGGGAAAUGCAAGUAGAAUCUUGGGAGGUAAUAAUGAUGUGAAACAUAAAGAUAUAAUAAUUACUGUCCAACACAGUGGAGCAGCUUCUCCACAAAUGUAGUAAUUACUAUUUAUUGCUCUAAGGAAGAUAAAAAAAGAUAGGGAAAAAGGGGAAACUUCUUUGAAAAAUGAAACAUCUUUUACAUAAAUGUCUAAUGUAAUUAUAAAAUGUUAAUCCUUACUGCAUUUCUUCUGUUCCUACAAAUGUAUUAAACAUUCAGUUUAACUGGUAGUUCUUUUUCUUUUAAAGUCUAUUUAAAUAUUCAAAAGGGAAAUUUUUCACUAUGUCGGAAGGCAGAAUUUGGAUGUUGUGAUGGGAUCUGUGUGGUGGUGGGACAACAGUUACCAUUGUUGCCUAAGAAGACACUCCAAAAUUCAGUGGUUUUCAGCAGCAGUGACUCGACUGGGCAGUUCUGUGCUGUUCUGUGCUCACUCAUAUGGCUGGCUGGGCCUGGGUCUGGACCUGGGCACUAUGUGAUUUUUAUCUUGGGCUUUGAAAACUCAGUGUAGGGACCUGUAAAUAUUCAAAGAGGAUGAGAUGCAUCCUUAUCUAUAUUUUUUGUUCCCUCUGAAGCUGGGAAAGAUUAAAAGGGACUCCUGCCCUUGGGUCCCCAGUGGAGUCCGGGUCCUAACUCAGGCUCUGUUAAGUUCUGUGUCUGGUCAAGUCACUGACUUACCUUGGACUUUAUUUGAUAUAAAUCAUAUAAAUCAGCAAGUCUUAGCUUUUAUGUCCAAAGCCACCUGAGGGAUAAGAUAAAUUCUCAUUAGCAAAUACACUUUUUUAAGGUAUAAAUGGUAUUAUAAAAAUAACGGGUAUGUAUAGUAAAACAAUGCAAGAGCAUCCAAAAUGAAAAGCGAAUGUUUUUUCUCAACUCUCAUUCCCUUAUUCCAGCUCCACAGAGGUAAUCAAUUGUUUUUUUUCGUCGUAUGGUUUGUUUUUGUUAGACAGCAGCCUUUUCCUGAACACUGUUUCUCCUUGUGGUGCAAGGCUAACUCAUAGGCAGUGCGUCCAGAGUCUGCCCCAGUUUGUUUUGUGUGUAACCUUCUAACAACUUUUUGAAAAUUAAUUUAUUCCUAAAUA